AUGUUCCUGCGACUGCCUAAAGAUGGGUGGAGGUUGGCUUCGACUAGUUCUGGUUGGCGGAGCUUGUGUUUCUGGUGGGCUGAGGGUUUGCCGGGGACUGUAAUUCGGCAGGAUACCAUUGUUGCAGUGUCGGCAGUUUUCCUUGCUUCUCUCACGCAGUGCAUGACCGGAAGCCCAGCGGCAAAAAGAGUCCUGUUCUUUUUCUUGACUGUCCUUCAGCAGCAUUUAGUCACUCUCAUAUCCAGCGUACGCUGGACAGUUUCUUGGAGGGUGCUUGGCACAGCCCUUGUCAUGACUGAACGCAAGCAAGAGAAGCCGAACAGCAGCAAUGAGUCGAAGCAGCACUGA
Molecule: messenger RNA, 348 nt
Organism: Effrenium voratum
Lineage: Eukaryota; Dinophyceae; Suessiales; Symbiodiniaceae
Source: the annotation of a GenBank genome assembly